CCAUCAAAAAAACUCAAAGCCAACUCCCUAGUCCCUCCCACAAAAGACUGCUUUUUGUGCUCUCUCAGCUAUGAGAGUCCCCGCCACUACUCCCCCCCAAGACACCCGUUCCGCAACUCCUAAACCCGUUUCUGGCGGCGGCAACAACGCCAACAACUUAGCCCGAAACAUCAAUUUCCAUGAGCCAACCUCAGUUCUCGAUCUUCGCCGGAGUCCAAGUCCCGUGCCCGCAGCCGAUGUUUCUGUUGCCUCCGAAGUUGUUAACGUUCCACAUCAGGCUGUUGAGUGGGACGAGCGUGCCGAGCAUGCCCUGCGUAACGUGGAUUGGGAUUCCAUUAUGAGGGACUUGGGUUGGGAUGACGAUUCCGCUAUUGCCAUCAAAAGUUCCAUUUCUCCAGCGUCCGGGGAUAACCAUAUCCAGAGCCUUUCCGAGCUCGGACACUGCGAGUUGACCCACUCUUUUCAUCAGGAUUAUAAUCUUUACGAUUUGUAUAAUUCGGUUCAAAAUCAAAACCCAGCCCUGAAUUUCAAUUAUGUUGAUAAUCUUCAUAAUCUUGGCAACUUCAACGUGGGGUUUGAUUUUAUAGAGGAGCUAAUCAGGGCGGCGGACUGUUUCGACUCGAACCAGUUGCAACUCGCGCAGUUGAUAUUGGCCCGACUCAACCAACGUCUGAGAUCUCCCGUCGGCAAGCCGCUGCAACGAGCGGCGUUCUAUUUCAAGGAAGCGCUCCAGUCCCUACUCACUGGGUCAACUCGAGCGAGUCGGCUCACUUGGGACGGAAUCGUUCAGACGAUCAGAGCAUAUAGGUCAUACUUUGGAAUUUCGCCCAUCCCGAUGUUCACCCACUUCACCACCAAUCAGGCCAUCCUCGACGCGCUUGAAGGAUCUCAGCCGUUGAUUCACAUCAUAGAUUUUGACAUCGGACUCGGCAUGCAGUACGCUUCUCUAAUGAGAGAUAUUGCAGAGAAAUCAGAUUACAAAUUCAGUCCGCCGGUUCUCCGGAUCUCGGCGGUGGUUCCAGAGGAGUUCGUAAUCGAAACAAGAUUGAUAAAGGAGAACCUUACUCAAUUUGCUCAUGAGCUCAAAAUCAGAUUCCAGAUCGAAUUCGUGCCUCUUCCCACUUUCGAGAUGUUAUUAAUUAAGGCAUUCAAGUUUACGGAGGGGGAGAAAUUGGUAAUUCUGCUGUCUCCGGCAAUCUUCCGGUGUAUGAAUCUGAAUGUCUUCGCGUUGUUGAGUGAUCUGCGGCGGGUUUCCCCUAGCGUCGUGGUGUUCGUGGAUACCGAAGUGUGGAUGGAGUCUGGGACGACGUCGUUCAGGAGGAAUUUCGUCAACGGACUCGAAUUUUACGCGAUGAUGUUGGAAUCGCUGGACGCAGCGGCUGCGGGAGGGGAUUGGGCGAAGAAGAUAGAGAUGUUUUUGAUGCGACCAAGGAUAUUGGCGGCGGUGGAGACGGCUGGGAGGCGGGCAGUGCUGCCGUGGAGGGAGAUUUUUUGUGGGGCGGGAAUGAGGCCGGUUCAGUUGAGUCAGUUUGCGGAUUUUCAAGCGGAGUGUUUGUUGGGAAAGGUGCAGGUGAGGGGGUUCCACGUGGGGAAACGGCAGGCUGAGUUGGUGCUUUGCUGGCACGAGAGGGUCCUGGUUGCCACCUCAGCUUGGAGGUGUUAGUGUGGGGUUUAGGUUAGAUAGCUAAUUCCUAGUUGGGAUGUAAAUGUACGCAUCCCCAGUCACUACCGAUUUGUAUUUCUGUUUUUGCAUCUUUUUGUUCUUGUUGUGGCUAUGUGGAAAAGAGAUGGGUAGGUCUCCUCUUAUCCUGGAGUAGCGGUAGAUUCUGCUGGUCUCCAAACUAACAUGUGAUAUUAGUAACUGAAUAUUUGAGGGUAACCUCUAAUAAUAUGAAAUCAAACUU
Molecule: messenger RNA, 1904 nt
Organism: Rubroshorea leprosula
Lineage: Eukaryota; Viridiplantae; Streptophyta; Magnoliopsida; Malvales; Dipterocarpaceae
Source: the annotation of a GenBank genome assembly